This is a messenger RNA of Mercenaria mercenaria, 5025 nucleotides long. RefSeq lists its product as uncharacterized. Lineage: Eukaryota; Metazoa; Mollusca; Bivalvia; Venerida; Veneridae. Gene Ontology annotation, cellular component: signaling receptor complex. Bases 22 to 3735 code for a protein of 1237 amino acids. The record is from RefSeq and is a predicted model, not a curated record. Gene Ontology annotation, molecular function: ATP binding; transmembrane receptor protein tyrosine kinase activity; protein binding. Gene Ontology annotation, biological process: positive regulation of kinase activity; multicellular organism development; protein phosphorylation. The transcript has 26 exons.
UUGGAUGUCGGAACUUAAUGAAUGAAAAUGGUUCUUUUCUAUAUUAUAGUUUUCUUGAUGGUUGUAAAGAUAGACACAACCCUAGGAAACUACUGCACUUAUUAUGAUACACGAUCUGUGCGGACAUACUGGCAUUGCGGAACAUGGGGUUGGAGUAGGUGUUCAGGACUAAGAUACUAUAGACAUUCCUAUCGGGCAUGUUGCCGUGGCUGGACAGGAUCCCGAUGCUCGACACCCAUAUGCAACAACCCUUGUGUAAAUGGUGGAACUUGCAUAGGUCCUGACAAUUGCAAGUGUCCAUCUUCCUUCACAGGACAACAAUGUACAACAAAGUUAUGUUCCCAUCUUGCCCCAUGUUAUCCGGGAACAUGUAGCUACCCACAUCAAUGCAGCUGUUUUCAUGGUUUUAGUAAUUCAGAUAGAUGUCUUUCAUUUUCGAAUGCAAACAACCUUCCUGUCAUUACGGAAUGUGAGAUAACACUGGCUAAAAUACGAAGGAUAGACCAAAAACAACAAUUUUAUAUCAGUAUGCCAUGUUCAGAAAGUAAAAAAACGGAUACGGUAUGGUGUAACCAGGAAUUAUUCAAUUAUGCAAAGUUUUCUAUGAGGUCCCACUACCCAAAAAUUCCAAACUUGCCACCACCACCCUCUUACAUUUCUUCUCAUGCCUUUGGUAUAGUUUACAGUGGUAUUCAUGUCAGACAUACGAAGUUUCCAAGACCAGAUGAUUACAAUCGAAGACACGUUGCUUUUGAUAAGAACUACAGGUGCAGUGGAUUAUCGGACACGUCACCAAAGACAAGUGCAGCCCCGUGUGAAAUAAUUGAAGAAAAUUACAAGAUUAAUAUUGAACACGACGAUUUCUUUACUGUGACAUAUUCUACUAAGAGCGGUGGAUAUCGGCAGUUAUAUAACACAGAUAACCACAGGUAUUACUCAAAACAAAUAUACAACGGACAAACCACCAGCAAAACUGUGGAGUUCAAGUUUGAUUUCAUAGCACCCACGCACUGUUCUGAGCCUUAUGCACGGGGCAAAUGCAAUCAUGAAGAAAAACCGAUCGAUGUUGGAGAGGACAUAACAAAGAACCCGAUUCGAGUUCGUUGGGAUGGCUGGUCUGACGCUUUGUCAGGAAUUGGAUACUACUACCUUGAGAUCUUCAGGUUGGAACCUAACAUACAUGGCGAUCUUAUCGAACUUGAACCACUUAAACCAAUAUAUACAUUUAAGACGAACAGAACAUCUUCUUUAAAUUUUCCAACAUAUUACCCUCCUCAAACUGGAAUGUAUUCAAUUCUUCUGCAAGCAUCAGACAAGGCGAACAAUUCGAAGAUUGCUCGAAGAUUGGUUCUGUAUGACAACGAUUCUACUAUAAUUCUUACAAAACCCGGUUUUCUGUCUGAUAAACCGAUGAAUGUGUCAGAAAUAUCAAUAGGCGACGGUGGUAUGCACGUAAUCAGUGCAAUACCGGAAACGGGCUACAUGUGGCAGACCACUAAAAAUGGGACAAAGACACGUAUAGUUUUAAACUGGGAGAAUCACUUCGUCAACAAGAUUUACGACACUGAUAAGUUACUGAACAGAGUGCUAGGAUAUCCUACACAGUUUGCAAAUUUGCAAGAUGAUGGUGUUCUUAGAAGCAAAAAGUAUGUUAACCUGACAGAUAAUGAGGGUGCAAGAACUCGCAGCGCUAUUUCAAACAAACAUGGCAUUGUCAGAUUCGAAAUAAAUCGAGUUUUCACAGAUGAUAGACAGGUGCCAAUGACAGGAUGGGUAUCUCAUGAUUUAAGAGAGGAAUAUGAAAUGAGAGAACAACUAGACGAUGGAAGUCAUGUACGACUAUGGGUACGAGCUACUGACAUUAUGAAUCAUACUUUAGCAGAUUAUACAGAAGUGCACAUUGAUAACACACCACCUAGGGUAGCAAAUGUAAAAGUAGAAGAAAAUAUUGUUAACGGGACAUAUAAGCACACAUCAAGAAUCACGCUUAAGGCUUCAGAUGACGAUAGUGGUGUUCAUCGGAUAGAAUACACGUUAUUUGUUGGAAACAGAACGGACGAACAUGGGAAAGGAUCCGUCCCAGCUAAUAGAAAUAAUGCAUCUGGAGCUUGUGGAACGGAUCCCGUCUGUAACUGUGUUUUGAACACGUGUUUUCUGGUACCACAGACGCUUGAUAUUGAUAACUGCUGGUUUCUCGUGCCGAAAGAAGACUUGAAUAGAUCUGCGAGAAUCGACGUCAAAGUCUAUAACCAGGCUCUUCUUUAUAAGACAUUUUCAACAAAUAUAACGCGUUUAACGGAUCUAAAUGGUCUAGAAGAAUAUUCUGGACCUACAAACAUUCGAGUGGAAAAGAAUAUUGCCGGAGGAGUUCGACUUGUAUGGGACUUGCCUAAAACAGCGUCUUGCUAUGGACGAGCUGAUAUCGAUAUCAUCUUAGUUAAUUCGGACGGAAGCAUAAGACAUGUGAAAGUAUACAAUGAAGGGACAUCUAUUGAUAUAGUCGGACUUGAACCGGAUAAAGAGUACAGUAUUUCGUUAAAACUUGGAUACAGGGGCACAGAACUUGCUGCACUGCCUUAUAAAUUUAAAACCGCAUCAAGAGAAAAUUACUUAGCUGGUGGAGUUAUUGCAGGAAUUGUUGUCAAUGUUUUGGUGAUAUUCGGUAUACUCAUUGUGGUAUUUGUGGUCCUUCUAAGGAGAGGUCAUAUGAAGCCUGUACGAAGAGGUUUGACAGCUAUGUCAGUAAAGUAUCACAAAUCAGUGGCAGGAGUUAGGGCGAGGGCAAGAAAUAACGACUAUUUAACUGGGAAUAUCAAUACUGAGUCUUUAUAUAUGUACGGAGAAAUGGAUUUUAAGGACAUUCAAAAUUGGCAUUUGGAACGAGAUGAUGUCAUAUUUGAGUCGUUGCUGAAAUCUGGCAACUUUGCUGAUAUCUAUCUUGCCAAAUUAAGAUCAUCAAACACUACAGCGGUAGCAGAAACGUUACCAAAGUCAUUUAACUAUACCAAGCAAGACGAACUACUGAUGAAGGCAAAGAUAAACUUUAACUCUAUCGAGGUAGGACAGAAUGAAAAUGUGCUUCGCUUUAUCGGUGCUGUAGUCACUGAAACCGAUAUUGGACCAUUUAUAAUCUACGAGUAUUGUGCAAAUGGACAAAUGCGAGACUACCUGGAAACUAUGAAAAAUAAUUUGACUUUAGAGACAGUAGAGCUGCAGCUGCGAUUCGGACUUGGCGUGGCGCGUGGAAUGGAUUAUCUUGCACAGAGAAAGAUUGUACAUCGCCGCCUGGCUGCCCGUAACAUUCUUCUUGAUUCUGAUCUUGCCCCGAAGAUCACUGGAUUUGGUCCACAGCCUAAUGAAAAUGACAAUGACGAUGGAAACGCAAAGAAAAGGGAGAGAAUUCCUUUGAAGUGGAUGGCACCUGAGUGUCUUAAGUCCACAGCUGGUGCCACAGAAAAAAGUGACGUAUGGUCAUUUGGAAUUGUGCUUUGGGAAAUAUUCUCUUUCGGUGAGAGCCCAUAUGGUAAUAUAAGAGGGCGAGAACUCCCGGCAAAGCUGAAAGGUGGAUAUAGACUACCAAAACCUGAGCAAUGUGAUGACAAAUGGUACAGUGUUAUGAAGCAGGCUUGGUCGGAAAAUCCGAAGAAAAGACCUAGCUUCAAAGAAAUAAGGAACACACUGGAUGAGAUAUUCGUGGCUGCGCCAACAGAUGACUACUACUACUACAGAAAGUAGAAAUGAACUCAAGAAACAGUUUUAUGUAGUUUCAAACGGACCUGAAAUAAACGUCUGUGUAAUAUACUAAAGUAAUGAUUUAACGACGAAUCUACUCGCUGUAGAGUAAUACAGUACCAACUUCUUUCUGAAAUGUGACAUGAUUCUGCAAUUUCUUUUAAUAUGAUUUUACUGUCUUUGUUUCUCCUAUAUGUGUUUAUUUUGUAUUGAAUUAUAUAAUGAUAAAGUUUUAAUUUGAAUAAGUCUUAAAAUUAUAGUUUACGGCUUUUUCAUGCCAAGCAUAUUUUAAAAUAUUUAGUAUAUUAGGAUAUCUGGAAUUCCUAUUAUCAGAGGCAUCUUAUUCUACAAAACAUUAACAGUAUGUACGAGUAUACCAUGUUAAGGAAUGUACAGCGGGUCCUAGGAUAUGUCCUAUCAGUCAGCAAAUGGGAAAUUUUACUUACCAAAUCCGCAAAAGUGUUAACUGUAAAUUGCGGUUGUUGGUGUUGUUCUGCUUUACUAUCUUGGGUGAGAAUAUAAUGCCUUAUCACUGUCAUCCUCUGUACUGAUCUUGUGUGCUUAAACUCCCGUGCUUACAUAUUACUUAUUCUGACUCUGUGUUAAGGCGAGCAGAAUUUUGCAUAUAACGUGGAAUGUUUCUUUCAUUUUUUCUAAGCAUGAACUGUGUUUGCCAGUUGUCCUACAAUGUACUGUGGCCAUGGAUAUGUUUAUGAAUUUUAUUUUUUUGUAUAUUAUAACUCUAUGUCUCUUUCUAGUGUAUCGUUCUGUUUUGCAAAUCUGGCACAGUGAAAUGUAUACUAUUGUACAGUUUCUUUAACCUUUCGCAAACAACAAAAUAUAAACUAUCUUUUGAGGUCCUGGAAGGAAAGGUUGCAUUAAACAUUUUUUUAAAUGAUUCCAGUUCUGUCUACUACAUUUUGCAUUCGAGGUUAACCUACUUUAAAAUAUAUGGCGCUAUUUGUGUUUGCUUCCUGGGAAUAUGUUUUUAUGUUGUUCAAAGCAAAUAUAUUUCAGUUAGUAAGUAUAAAUUUAUGAAACGUUUGGGUCUUACAGUAGUUAAAAUUUGAAUGAUAAAAAUGCAAUAAAAUCCUCUGAUAACACGGAAAUUGUUUUCGCCUCCAAAAUGAAACAAAAGAUAAAUUAAACACUAUUAAUUUUAUACGUGUAAAAAUAUAGAAUAUAAUUUAUAGGAAUAUGAAAGUUGACAUAUGACAUUAUCGAUAAACUGUUCAAACGCUAAACAAACGUAAACUAAACCAGUUACAAAACUACCAUCACUUACUAGAAAAU